Rotaria sp. Silwood1 is the source of this 876-nucleotide messenger RNA. Lineage: Eukaryota; Metazoa; Rotifera; Eurotatoria; Philodinida; Philodinidae. The record is from the annotation of a GenBank genome assembly.
AUGGAUACAUCAGGAAAAACGGAUUAUUGGCAUCAACAAGAUGUUAAUCAAACAGCCAAAGCACAUUUAAAAUUACCUGUUAAUUCUCAAGUAAUAUCUCAUUAUGAUGGAGCCGUUCAUUAUUACGAAGGUAUAAAUGGUAAUAAUAAUCCAUUAAAACGUAGUUAUUCAGGAUCAGAUCAAUUAGCUUCACCAUUUAAAAAACGUCAAUUUAUUCAACCAGUAAUAUCACAAACAACAGUACAAACUCAAUCAUCAUCAGUUGAUCAUAGUGAUGAUGAAGAUGAUGAUGAUGAUGAUGAAGGUGAUUCAAUGAAUAUGAAUAUUUCAAGUGGUAUUAUGGAAAAAAAUUCUGGAACAAAACGAGAUGAUAAUCGAAGACGAGCUGCUCAUACAGCGGCUGAACAAAAACGUCGAAAUGCCAUUCGAAAAGGAUAUGAUGCUUUACAAAAUCUUGUACCCAAUAGUCAUUUACUUGAUCCAAUUAGUUCACAAAAAGUUAGUAAAGCAGCAAUACUUAAACGAUCUACUGAUUAUCUUAUUCAAUUAACUAAAGAACAACAACAAUUAAGUAGUCAAUUAGAAGCAAAAAAUAAAGAAAUAUAUUGUUUACGUGCAGUUCAAAAAACGUAUGAAGAAAUUCUUGAAAUGAAUAUGAAUUCAAUGAAAAAUGCUACUAAAACAAUUGAUGAUGAACAUAAAUUUAAAGUGUUUCAAAAUAUUGCCGAUGCAAUUUUUAUUAGUUUUGAUCAAGCAAUGGAAUCAGGACAAAUAACAGAUUUUUCUCAAUUUGCAUCAACUAUUCUUCGUUGGGUUGAAGAUUCAUGUCGACCAUCGGAUAUUACUGAUCUUAUUCGUCGAGUUAUUGGAAAUUGA